Phlebotomus papatasi is the source of this 2863-nucleotide messenger RNA. RefSeq names its product LIM domain-containing protein jub (gene jub). Lineage: Eukaryota; Metazoa; Arthropoda; Insecta; Diptera; Psychodidae. Gene Ontology annotation, molecular function: transcription corepressor activity. Gene Ontology annotation, biological process: positive regulation of miRNA-mediated gene silencing; response to hypoxia; cytoskeleton organization. Gene Ontology annotation, cellular component: transcription regulator complex; adherens junction; P-body. The transcript has 5 exons. The coding region runs from base 332 to 2527 and encodes 731 amino acids. The record is from RefSeq and is a predicted model, not a curated record.
GCCACUAAUGAAAAAAAUUGUAUUGUCAUUGUUUUGUCAAUAUUUUUUGUGUUUGUUGCACAUUUUUCCAUCAAUUUUCUCAGUGAAUUUCCCAAUAUUUCGGCUAAAAGGAUGAAUUAACUGUGAGAUUAACUAAUGCAGAAAGCCCCAAUGUCAGUGAAGUGCAUGUGUAUUGUGUAUUUUCGCAAAUAUUUGCCAUUUCUGUGAUAACAAAAGGCGCGACUUGCUGUUUUUUCCUUUCUUCGCCACCAUUCCGUUAGUUUGAUUUUCCUCCCCUGUGAAAAUUUGGCCUUUUCCCAGUUAAAUUCCCAGUCCAAUCUGUCCUGCAAGGAUGUCCUCGCCUCAUCAUCAACUUCAGUCCCAGUCUCAUGAUCCAAACUACUUGGUGCGUCUCCAGAAUCUGCGUCUGGAGGAUCAGGAGGCCAAUUACCGACUCCAGCGGGGUUUGGGAGGGAAAAAUGUGGCACAUCAGAAGAUCGGAACGUACUUCCCUACAAACAGCCCCACUCACUCGCACUCACAUUCCGGCUCUUCACAGCAUUCCGAUAGCCCAAGGGCCAGUUAUACGGGUCCUCCGAUGGCUCCUGGGCCCGUGUACGAGAACCUGGAGUACCUGGGACCAGACCAGGGGGCCUACUAUGCGGGAAAUUUUGAUUGUGGCAACAAGAGAGCUCAGCCACAGGUACCGGUGUCGGGUUCAAUGACAUCUCCAGCUCCACCGGGCAACUUGGGUCGAUAUGCGCACACUCCGCAACCCGACAAUGAACCUCAGGUGCACAUUUACGAGAAUCUGCACAUUGUUUCCGGUCAGAGAGCUCAGCCUCAGGCAUCCCCGGGCCAAGCCGUGUACUACCAUCGCACAGACAGUCCCUCAGCCACUCCCUCUCACUCCUACCAGACCACAAUGGUAGCCCCUUCGGUGGCCACCAGUCUCAAUAAAGUGCAACCCAAUGGAAGCCCCCAUCAUUCCCACAGCAGUUCAGGCGCAUCGGCAAAAAGUCACUAUUCCCAGCUCAACAGUUUCCCGCCAAAAGCCGCCAUGGUGCAGUUUCAUCAUCCUCCAAUUCCCCUCUCGCAGGCCCAACAAUCUCCCCAGACUCCACACUAUCAGCCCAUGAAACCCAUCAUCCCCAAUCCCAUCUAUCAGAACACCUCGGGUAGCCCCCUGCAGAAUCCAUCGGGAUGCUACGAAUUCCAGAAAUCACCCAAACACUUUGCCUAUCUGCCCCAAGUGUACGAUCCCAAGAAAUACACCCCAGUUCAGAAGGUCUCUUCCACUCCAAAUCCUCCCAAUGCCUCCUAUUCCGAAGAUAUCAAUGGCUCUGACUAUGUCUGCAUGUCGGCUGGGACUCUGGGUCAGAUCCAUUCCCAGGCAGCUCCAGUUUUCUCCACAACUUCAUCAACUAACAAUCCCACUAAAGUCACAGCUCAUGUUGCUGGCCCAGCCAGAGCCAUUGCACCGCCGGCGCCGGUGGCCAAGCAGAAGUCAGAUAGUCUACCUGAACCUCUGCCACCGAAGCCUCAGUGCAAGAAGCCCCCAUCGCCACCAGCACAGUGUCAGGGGCAGAAGCAGGGUGGAGGAAUGGAUAGGGAAUCCUUGGCAGAGGCAGCUUCGCCAACGCCUUCCCAACACAGCACUGGGAGUGGAUCCGGAAAACCCAAAGGUCUGUCGAAGAACCUUCUGCCUUAUAAUGUGACCCCACCUCGAGGAACUGGCCCAACUGAGGCUGAACGCAAAAUUGAGGAGCUCACGCGACAACUUGAGGAGGAAAUGGAGAGGAAUGAGGAACAAGGCGAAUAUUUUGGUAUUUGUCACACUUGCGGAGAUAAAGUGACUGGAGCUGGGCAGGCGUGUCAAGCAAUGGGCAAUCUCUAUCACACCAAUUGCUUCAUUUGCUGCUCCUGCGGCAGAGCACUGAGAGGAAAGGCGUUCUACAAUGUUCAUGGUAGAGUUUAUUGCGAAGAAGAUUACAUGUAUUCUGGAUUUCAACAGACAGCGGAGAAAUGUGCAAUUUGUGGACAUUUAAUCAUGGAAAUGAUACUACAAGCCAUGGGAAAGUCUUACCAUCCGGGUUGUUUCCGUUGCUGUGUGUGCAAUGAAUGCCUCGAUGGGGUGCCCUUUACUGUGGACGUCGACAAUAAAAUCUACUGUGUCAACGACUAUCAUCGAAUGUUUGCGCCAAAAUGUGCCAGUUGCGGCAAAGGUAAGACUUCCACAAUGCAAAAAAAAAUUAUUGAUCCAAUGACUAAAGAAGAACGAGGACUAAACGUGUACAAUGUCUUAGGCAUAACUCCUGUGGAGGGAACCGAAGAGACUGUACGGGUUGUGUCGAUGGACAAGGAUUUCCACGUUGAUUGCUACAUCUGCGAAGAAUGUGGCAUGCAGCUGACAGAUGAGCCGGACAAGAGAUGUUACCCAUUUGAGGGGAGACUCAUGUGUCGAGCCUGUCACAUUCAGAAAAUCUCAAUGCAGCCCCAUAAUCGCGUUAUUGAGCCCGUUUCAGCCAGUUAUCAGUACAUGGGCUGAACGGACGGGUAUGAUAAUAACAAUUCAAAAGACAAAAAAGACAUGUUGAAAGUAAUUUAAAUUGUAAAAUUCCGGAUUUGUCAGACAAAUUUUGUAGGGCAUAUCGAGCAAAAUGGCUAAACUUCAAAUUCCUCUAACACAGACUAUUUAUCCUGAUAAUGCAGAUUAUUUAAAAAACAGAAAAAAGACCCUUGCGAAUUUUCAACACUCUACAGGUUAUCCUUCAAUUACUUCGGCUUUAAUAAUUAUUAUUCGUAAAAUAGGCAUAAUAUAUAUAUAAUUAGACUUGUGUACUCAAAUAUUUAACACACAAUAAAACUUUCCAUUGAGAAAAAA